UUUGUAAUCUGUCUCUGAACGUCUGAAGUGAGUAAUUCGAUUAUUUUUGCGUCAUCGCUUGGAUAUUCGACAAUUUCACGUUCACCAGCUCGCGAAAUUCGAAACAAGUCUAGGGCAGCAACACAUAAGAGGUCAUCAUGUCGUCGUCUGCAAUGGAGAAGAACCUUUUCAACCUGAAGUUUGCCGUCAAGGAGUUGGAGAGGAAUUCCAAGAAAUGUGAAAAGGAGGAGAAAGCUGAAAAACUGAAAUGCAAGAAGGCUAUCCAGAAGGGCAAUCUUGAAGGUGCCCGAAUCCACGCUGAAAAUGCGAUCAGGCAAAAGAACCAGGCACUGAACUAUCUCAGGAUGAGUGCUCGAGUUGAUGCCGUGGCAAGCAGAGUACAAACAGCCUUGACAACAAGAAAAGUCACUCAAUCAAUGGCUGGAGUUGUAAAAGCGAUGGACUCUGCAAUGAAGUCGAUGAAUCUUGAAAAGAUCUCCACUCUGAUGGACAAGUUUGAGCACCAGUUCGAAGAUUUGGACGUCCAGAGCUCGUACAUGGAGAACGCUAUGUCCCAAACAACCACCACCACCGUUCCCCAGAAUGACGUUGAGAGUUUGAUGAUGCAGGUUGCAGAUGAAGCUGGACUGGAGCUUAAAAUGGAAUUGCCCCAAGAACAAGUCGGCACCAUUGGAGCCUCUACUCAGGUGUCCCAGGAGCAAGAUGAACUUACACAGAGGUUGGCUCGUCUCCGACAAGUGUGAUUCAUGAAUUUUGGCUUCAUUCACAAAGAUAAUCCACAAAGGGAACUUGCCUUUUCUCGUUAACAUGCUUGUAAAUAGGAUUUAAGUUCCAUUAUAAUAUAUUACGCAUAAUUCUUAAUUCUUAAGGUGAUUUGCGCUAAAGAGCAGAAGUUAUUAUCUAGCAUUCUUAUUUCUUAACUUUGUGCAUUAAAUAAAGUCAUGCGAGUAUCAAUACCUAAACGA
This is a messenger RNA of Cloeon dipterum, 965 nucleotides long. It is a transcript of the gene Chmp1, whose product is annotated as charged multivesicular body protein 1. Gene Ontology annotation, cellular component: multivesicular body; ESCRT III complex. Bases 138 to 743 code for a protein of 201 amino acids. Lineage: Eukaryota; Metazoa; Arthropoda; Insecta; Ephemeroptera; Baetidae. The transcript has 4 exons. The record is from RefSeq and is a predicted model, not a curated record. Gene Ontology annotation, biological process: protein transport; endosome transport via multivesicular body sorting pathway; late endosome to vacuole transport.